UCUGCGCAUGAUGAUGCCACAAUGUGCGUUCAAUGAUCUUUGCCCAAAUGACGUCUGUAUCUGUAAUAGCAGAGGCGUACUCACAGUCUGCUUUUCCUUCUUCCAGUGACUCGGCGCGAACAUUAUACGCCGAAGAUGUCGACUACACCACCGAGCACGAUCGGACCUACUGUGGCGACUACUUCAUGCCAGUUGACCAGACCGAGCAAACGCGCCAAUAUGUAGCUCACCAAGUGUACCUCAAGCUGUUUAACCUCGAGCUGACCACGGUACCGUUGCACAACCCUAGCUACAUUCUCGACAUCGGCACGGGCAUCGGUGAAUGGGCGAUAGGAAUGGCGGAAAAGUAUCCGCGGUGCGAGGUGUUCGGAACCGAUAUUGCGCCUAUCCAGCCAACCCAUCAGGUCCCCUUCAACGUCGAGUUUCACAUUGAGAACGCCGAGGACGAGUGGAUUCGCCCAGCUGACGCAGUCGAUUUGGUCCAUUUCCGGAACAUGGAAGGCGCCUUUUCAGACUGGCGCUACAUCUACCAGCAGGCGUACAACUGCCUCAAACCCGGCGGCUGGAUCGAAGUUAUCGACUACGACGACCACUUCACCUCCGAGAACUUCCUAUCCUACUUCGCGCCAGACUCGCCCGCACACCUGUUGGCCAAAGGGGUUUUGGAAGCCGCGCGAGUGGCGGGGCGGCCGCGUGGGAUUGACCACAUGAGCAAGGAACUCCUCGAGGAACUCGGGUACGUAGACGUCAAGGAAAGCGUGUACGACAUGGGAGUCGGUUCCCGCGAAAACAGCAGCUACGGGAGCUUUUAUCUGUUCACGGUCGUCACGGGCCUGGAGGCAUGCUGCUUGCGCUCUCUGACCAAGUUUCUGGGUUGGGAUCCCAAGGUGGUGCGGGACAUGUGUAAGCAGACUGCCCUGGAGACGAGGGCGAUUGCCGAGGACACCUCGAGGACGGGUAAAUUUGUGGUCAAGCUCCGGGUCAUGGUUGCCAGGAAACCAACGGCGCAGGAGCAGUGGCUUGUGGCCAGGGGCACAGUACCAACAGAGUCUGACUGCGGGACGCUUCGGGAUGGAGACCAGAGCACGAUUAGGUCGGUGAAGACGGUGAAGACGGCUAUAUCGGACGCGACGGGGCAAGAAGCGCGGCCCGUUUCUCAACGCUCGAAAAUCACCGAAGGAUGAGAUCUAAAGACACGGAUGAGGGUUUAUCUCUGCUUGAACCGGGGAAAACUGCAUGCGAAACUCGGAAAGAGCAGAGAAAAUGGACGAAGCAGUGUCUUGAGAGGAUGACAGCAUGUCGAGCAGAGUACAGGAUGCUUCGUUGUUGCAUCCCUCUGGUUAUGUAGGUAGAUACCCGGGCGUGCGAACCUGUAUAUGACAGACAUGGAAAUAACUCUUUUGCAAACAUUCGUGUUGCCUAUAGGUGAAUGGCAUAAUUCAACCAAUUAGAGAGGACAAGAGGAAGCCCUUCAAGUGCAACCUACCGACAUGUCGCAUUCGUUCGGUGCAUCAAGCUAUUGGAUAUGUGCAAAAUAAUGCCGAAUAUAUAUAUAUAAAUAUAUAGUUUUUCAGGUUCAUGAUGAAGCAACUAGAACGAGAAUACCGGAC
Molecule: messenger RNA, 1610 nt
Organism: Neurospora hispaniola
Lineage: Eukaryota; Fungi; Ascomycota; Sordariomycetes; Sordariales; Sordariaceae
Product: S-adenosyl-L-methionine-dependent methyltransferase
Exons: 1
Coding region: 33-1184 (383 amino acids)
Molecular function (GO): methyltransferase activity
Source: RefSeq, a predicted model, not a curated record